Molecule: messenger RNA, 309 nt
Organism: Artibeus jamaicensis (Jamaican fruit-eating bat)
Lineage: Eukaryota; Metazoa; Chordata; Mammalia; Chiroptera; Phyllostomidae
Product: NHP2-like protein 1
Exons: 1
Coding region: 1-309 (102 amino acids)
Cellular component (GO): nucleolus
Molecular function (GO): RNA binding
Source: RefSeq, a predicted model, not a curated record
AUGAUUUUGGGUUACUGCCAAGUCAACAAGAGACUGUUGGACCUCAGUCAACAGUCAUGUAACUCUGUACAGCUUCAGAAAGGAGCCAGUGAGGUCAGCAAAACCCUCAGCAGAGGCGUCUCUGGGUUCAUUGUGAUGGCUGCAGGUGCUGAGCCUCUGGAGGUCACCCUGAAACUCCCUCUGUUGUAUGAAGACAAGAAUGUGCCCUAUGCAUUUAUGUGCUACAAGCAGGCCCUAUGGCAGGCCGAUGGGGUCAUCUCCAGGCCCACAGCUGACACAGCAGAUCUAAUCUAUUCAGCGGUCCACUGA